AUGAGUGUAAAGCUUUCCGAUUUGGUUAACGCGGCGGGUGAUGACGCGAAAGAUUCUCCGACGCAAACCGAAAUGCAGACCAUUCUCUCAGUCAUCGAGAAGAUAACUUCCGCAGACCACAUUCUUCGCAAUCAAAUCGAAGACAAGAUGAAGUUGUAUGAUGCCAAGAAGAUUAGUGAUGUACAAAUGUGUAACAUCCUUACACUUGCAGACUACAUCGUGCAAAACUCUCCCCUUUUCAGAACACAAGUCGCCAAUUUGUCAUUCAUAGCGCUCUUACAGAGUAUCGGGAAGAUGAAGAAACAGUUUGGGAGUGUCAACACCGUUGAAGCCAAAGUCAGAGAACUGAUUUAUAAAUGGGGAACGUACUUCCCAAAUGAAUUGAGCGAGUAUGUCGUCUUGCGACAAAAGUAUUGCAAAAAUGGUGUUAUAGAUCCUAACACCACAUCAACCGUUUUUCUUCCGACGUCAUUGACGUCGCUUAUUCCCCAUGUCGAACACACUUUAAGAAAGGCGUCGACUUACUUUGAGACCGGUGUUGGUGACAUUAAUUCGAUCAAAAGACAUGCCGAGAAGCUAUACACAAAAUACAAAGUCGAGUGCGAGUACUGUCGAAGAAUGUCGAGUCGCUAUGACGCCAAAUUACUGAAAGAAGCUGACGAAAUUGGAAAGCGUCUUGAAACAGUUAUAAAGAAGUGUGAUGAUGAAAUAACUGGAUCAAAGAAGAUCAAUGUCACCAAUUUUGUCUCGUUAAAUAAAGACGAUGUUAAAACAGCACCAAGGAAAACUACUUUACACUUACAACCACCACCUAUGUCACCACAAACUAGAAGUAUCGUUUCACCAUCAACAUUUUAUGGAAAUUCAGCUUUCACUAAAAGAGAAUCCCCAUUCGAAGCAUCAUCAUACACCGGUAACUCUUUUGUGUACACACAUAAGGCGUCACCGUCACCACUCCAAACAGCAAAAGCUACACAAAUUAUGGUGCCAAUUGCUCAACCAAACACGGGCGACAUUUUCGCAUUCGACGAGGACCUACCAACAAAACCACCUACAUCAUCCCUUAACCCACAAGCACAACAACCUUCAUUCUUGUAA
Molecule: messenger RNA, 1098 nt
Organism: Entamoeba invadens IP1
Lineage: Eukaryota; Evosea; Mastigamoebida; Endamoebidae
Exons: 3
Coding region: 1-1098 (365 amino acids)
Molecular function (GO): ubiquitin binding; phosphatidylinositol binding
Source: RefSeq, a predicted model, not a curated record